This is a messenger RNA of Brienomyrus brachyistius, 4210 nucleotides long. RefSeq names its product zinc finger protein 526 (gene znf526). The record is from RefSeq and is a predicted model, not a curated record. NCBI's taxonomy places the organism in Eukaryota, Metazoa, Chordata, Actinopteri, Osteoglossiformes, Mormyridae. Gene Ontology annotation, biological process: regulation of transcription by RNA polymerase II. Gene Ontology annotation, molecular function: RNA polymerase II cis-regulatory region sequence-specific DNA binding; DNA-binding transcription factor activity, RNA polymerase II-specific. The coding region runs from base 414 to 3827 and encodes 1137 amino acids. The transcript is spliced from 8 exons.
CGGCGCGGAGACAGAGGGAGAUCGGCGGACAAACGUUGUAUUUCGGCUUCCUUGAACGUGUUUAUACUGAGACGUUGAAUGCAUUUUAAAUAGUCGGAUAAAAGCCGGAGGAAUUUUGCACGGUGUCACGACAGAGAAGGCCACACUGCAUCCUCGGCGCGCAGUGACAAGUCACCCGCACGGGGGACUAUACUACAACUGUAACAGAGGUAAGACGGUGAUCCGGGAGGGAAGGAAGGCCCGGGCUUGUUACAGGAGACCUGCGGAGAAAAGUGGAGAGCGCCGCCUGACGACCGCUUGGAACCGGGGCGCCGCAGCCACGAGAGAGCGGUGCGUCUCAGAAAGGCAGGGGAAUCUGGAGAGCGCCACCGUUUGCUCGCCACGGGCCAUUACACAGGGGUACACGGUGGAGAAUGGAGGGAGACGAAGUGAUCGGAGAAAUAAAGUCUGCGCCCCUCCUGUGCACCAGCCCCGCAGUGACAAUGGGUGACCAGCAGGAGGAGAUGGAGGGCUUGUACGUGCAGCACCAGUAUAUGUGCAGCGAGUGCCACCAGCUGUUCAAUACAUUGGAGGAGGUUCUGGUGCAUCAGCAGAGUCAUACCGGCCCCGACGGCGAGGAGGCAGAGGCGGCGGUGGCCGUGGCGGGCAGUACAGACCCCCACCAGGCCCUGGUGGGCCAAGGGGAGAGCCAGUAUCAGUGCCUGGAGUGUGGAACCCUGCUGAGAAACCCAGAGGAGCUGCUUCUACACCAGGAGCUGCACAUGAGAGAGGGGGCGGUGGAGGCAGGCCAGGAGCUGUGUGAGGUGGUGGCAGCCGGCGAGUCGGGAACGGCGCCCCCGCUGUCUGGCCAGAUACAGUACCAGUGCCUAGACUGCCUGGCCCUCUUCGAUACCCCGGAGGUGUGGUUGGCACACAGACAGACACACAACAAGAGCGGAGGGCAGAGCAGCAGCACCGACACCGAGUUCGUGCUGCAGGCCGACGGCACUGUCACGCCGCUGGUCAACGUUCAGAAUCUGAUCGUCAGUGAGCAGCAAGCCGGGGAAAUUCUCACCCUGGCCCAGGUCCUGGCAGCCCAGCAGCAGCAGAUGUCCUCCCUGCCUUCGACACCACCCCGGACUGCUCUUCUCCCAUCCGUGUCCCCCGUACAAGGCUCGGCAACCCUGCAGCUGCAGAUCUGCACAGCCCAGUCUCUGGCAGAUGGUUCGGCGGGGCCCCCCCUCCGGAGGGCCAGGCUGCUGCCCCCGCUUCUGCCUAGCCCGUUGGAAUCCAACGGUGGGAGGACGGUUGGUGUGGCGACGGUUCCGAUCCGGUCGGCGGAGCCCGGAGAGGCGAAGAUGGACGAUGAAAGCCAGGUGGUCAUCAUCCACCCCUACGAGUGCUCCGAGUGCGCCCUACUCUUCCAAACACCCGAGGACUUCCUGCAGCACCAGGGCGAGCAUUUCCUGGGCCAGGACAAGGAGAGUGGGGAGGAAGGGCUAAUGGAGGGCGAAGGGGAUGACGAGGAUGAGGCAGAGGAUGGGUAUCGGCUGGGUGAGAGCGACCACCCCGGGCAGGAGAGACUCAGGGUGGUGGGCACCCCCCAGAGACGGCAACAGCUCGGCCUGCCGCGCCCCCGCCAGCCCUCUGCCGCUGUAUCCGUACCGCUGCAGUGCACCGAGUGCCAGCGUACCUUCACCUCAGCCAACCGGCUGGCUGCUCACCGCCGCGUCCACGAGCACGGCACGCACGAGUGCCCUGAGUGCGACAAGGUGUUCAAGAAGCCGGCGUCGCUGCAGACACACAUGCGCACGCACUCUGGCGAGGCCCGCUACCUCUGUGUGGACUGCGGCCAUGGCUUCACCACCGAGAUGACGCUGGUCAUACACAGGAAGACCCACACGGCAGAGCCUCUCCAUCGCUGUCAGUUCUGUGCCAAGACCUUCACCAACAUGACCAAGUUCCUGUACCACCGGCGAACACAUAUGGCUCGGGCUCCCUCUACUCCCAUUACCAUGAUCCCCACAGUCCCCAGACACCUGCCCCUGUCACACCUCAGCGUCUUGCAGAAAGCCAGGGAGCAGGAUGAGGUCGCUACCAGGGAGCGGGAGGCCGCGGCCAUUGCUGUGUUCACGCCAGUGGAAGCCGAGGCAUACGGCGACCCCUGCGGGGUGGAGACUGGUACUGCGGGCUCCCAGAAGGAAGAAGGAGCCACUGCGGCCGGGGAGGAGAAUGGGCUGGAGCCAGAGCCUGACCCGGAUCAAGUUCGGGGAGCACAGGGCAGCGAGAUGUCUCACCCCACCGACAUGGCCGAUGUCCUGGUGGGAGACUCGCAGCCCGACUCUUCUGGACUGGCAGCGACCCUGUCCCAAGCCUCCGAGUUCCCGUGCCCAUCCUGCGGUAAGGCGUUCCCUUCGCAGCUGCGGCUGGUGCGUCACCGGCGCACGGUGCACGUGGCUGAGCGCCGCUUCAAGUGUGGCGUGUGUGGCAAGCCCUUCAAGAAGCGCAUCCAUGUGCGCAACCACCUGCGGACGCACACAGGCGAGCGGCCCUUCCAGUGCAGUGACUGCGGCAAGACCUUCUCGUCCCUGGCCAACCUGUCGCGGCACGGGCUGACGCACUCGGGCCUGCGGCCGUACCGCUGCGACGUCUGCCACAAGGCCUUCACACAGUCAUCCAACCUGCGGCAGCACCGCCUGCUGCACUCCAACCCUCCUCCCUGUCCCUGCCCUGACUGCCCCGCCACCUUCCUGCGCCCAGCCAAGCUGGCCAUCCACCGCUACACCCAGCACCCCGGGGCCCCCGCACCAUACCCUUGCCCCCACUGCCCCUCAGGCUUCCUGCGUAAGCGCCUGCGGGAUCGCCAUUGCCUUGAGGUGCACCCUCACCUGGCUCACGCUGACACUCCCCCCGACUCCCUCUCCAUGCCCCCCAGCCAGCCUCCACCAGGGGGCGAUUCCCACCUUCCCGGUUUGGUGCUCGCCGUGCCAGCGGAGGGAGGCGAGACCUCCAACGGGGCCAGCAUUCCUGGUCCACCGGAAACGGCAGCCCCAGUUUGCCGUGGGGGUUUGGACUGCACUAUGUGCGGGAAGCGGCUAAACUCGGCGGCCAACCUGCGGCUGCAUCAGCUGAGCCACACCUCCAGGCGUCGCCGCGCAACCUCAGCGGCUGGCCGUACCAAAGGCCACCAAUGUCCCGUGUGCGGCAAGCUGUUUGUGUCCUCGUCCGGAGUGGUGCUACACCAGCGAGUGCACACCGGCGAGCGGCCCUUCCCCUGCACGCAGUGCGGCAAGUGCUUCCGGCAGAGCACCCACCUGCGGGAGCACCUGCGCACCCACUCGGGUGAGCGGCCCUUCCGCUGCGAGCUCUGCGACAAGAGCUUUGUACAGAGUAUGCACCUGGCCGAGCACCGGCGCACACACACCGGCGAGCGGCCGCACGUCUGCCUCAUCUGUGGCAAGGCCUUCCGGACGUUCUCCAACCUGCGCAACCACCGCAAGACCCACGCCCGCAACCUGCCCGAAAAUGGGCCACAGGCCGCCAGCACCGCUGGCGAAGGGGCAGCGGCGGUAGUGUUAGAUGCUUCAUCAGUGGACCUUGCGGGCGCAGUACCCGGAAUCUGUCCUCAGGGGGAGCCGCAGGUUAUCCAGAUACAGACGCAGCAGCUGCAGCAGACCCAGAACACCCCCACCAUCAUGUGUAAUGAGUUCGGGGAGACGAUCGCCAUCAUUGAGACCAGCGAAGGAGGGGCGCUGCCCUUGGCGGAGGCCAUCGAGAUCUACCACACAGCCCUGGAGAACAGCCUGGGUAUGGACUCCAUAACGGUGGACAGCCUACAGCUGCUCUGAGCACUGCAGUCGACCAGUCCCAUGGGAGACUAGGGCUAGUAAAAUAAAAGAAAUAAAAACAACUAAAAAAAGUAGUCAGAAGCGACUGAAAUGUGUGUAUAGGGGGUUUGGUUUAACAAUCAUAUGAUAAGCCUCGUAACAGAGCAUAAUGCACUGCAGAAGUGAGCUAUACACAUUGAGCUGUUGUGCACACACACGCUGUAAAGACCAGCAUGCGGCGGGGGAGGGCAGGGCCAAGGACUCUGCUUCCCAUGUGGUCUAUGCAUCCCUCUUUACAGUUUGUACAUUUUUUUUUUCUUUUUUGUAAAUGUGAUUUUUACUUCAGCUGUUAAAUUGAAUCUCAUUUCACUGUAAAUAAACAUGACAGUGCUGUUUGAUACCAA